Mesorhabditis spiculigera is the source of this 1305-nucleotide messenger RNA. The record is from the annotation of a GenBank genome assembly. Lineage: Eukaryota; Metazoa; Nematoda; Chromadorea; Rhabditida; Rhabditidae.
AUGCCCUUCCUUGGUGUUAUUUGGCUGGGUAUCACGGCAUUAAUGAUGCACAUCUUUCUACUCGCGGGCUGUGCCAAGAAGAAGGUGACUUUGAGUGCGGAGAAACCAAGUCCAGGAGAACGACCAAAGAAGAAGAGCGAGAGGGCGGUGGAGAAGAAGGAGAAAACGGAGGCGGUGGGAAACCUGGCCGACCAGUGGAACUUAAACGGCGACAAUAAGGACGACAGCGGCCCGAAGACCGAUCUCGAAGCCAUUGACGAAGAUAACCCGUUGGCGCGACUGAAUAUUAAGGACCGGAAGAAGAAAGAAGCCGCCGCCGCAGCAGCAGCAACGGGAACAGGAAAGAAAGAUGCACCGAAGAAGCCGGGAACCAAGGAAGCUGCUAAGAAGAGCGCUGCCCGGGCGAGCAAGGAAGAAGCGAAGACUGCCCAUAAAGCACCGUCAGGCGAGAUCAGUUGUGCUGUGCAAACCGGGGCCGGCAUGCCACCCAGUAUUGUUCAAACCGGUGAGCCCGCCCCGCCCAGCAAGGACAUCGCUUCGAAGGAGGCAGGCAAGGAUCCGAAAAAUUCUAAAAAGCCAGCCGCCAGCGCCGAGAAGGUGGUGGAUCCCAUGCGUGGCGAUCAGCAAGUGUUGGUCCCCGGCGAGAAGUUGCAAAACCAGAGCUGCUAUAUGAUAGCGGGCAAAAAGAAGGAGGGCGCGAGCGGGACGGGCCCUAGCGGCAAAGGUAAAACGAAGAGCAAAGAGCCACCGCCGGCAAGCAAGGAAGUUACCGCGGCCCCCGCCGAGCCAGUCGAGCCGCCAGUCAAGCCUAAGAGUGUGCUGAAGUCCGUGAAAAAGGAGAAGAAGGAGGGUGAGAACGAGGACAACAGCAAGGAAAAGCAAUCAAAGAAAAGGAAGAAAGAUAAGGAAAAAGACAAAGACAAGGAUGAGAAGGACGAGAAAGAAAAGGAUGAAAAAGAUGACAAGAAGGAUGAGAAGGCGCCGGUCAGUGAGAAGAAAAAGGAGGAGAAGAAGGAGGAGAAGGACGAGAAGGGCGGCAGUGACAAGAAGGACGACGAGAAGAAGGAGGAUAAGAAAGACGAAGAAAAGAAAGCGCAAAGUCAGAAGAAUGCAAAGGGGCAAUCGCAGAAGCCGAAAAGAAAGCAGAAGGCAACAGCGCGAAAGAAUAGAAAACAAAACUCCACCGCACCACGGCUCUACCUGAUGGGCAACCCUCAUAACUCGACAAGCAAUCCCGCCACUCAUUUCCUCCGUGAAUUUCUUACAACCAAUCUUGUAAUAAAGAGAUUCGUGAAAUGCUCCCGU